This is a messenger RNA of Leptonychotes weddellii (Weddell seal), 3027 nucleotides long. The record is from RefSeq and is a predicted model, not a curated record. NCBI's taxonomy places the organism in Eukaryota, Metazoa, Chordata, Mammalia, Carnivora, Phocidae.
CCCUGCCUCUUCAUGAUUGUCUCUUUAAAACUGGAGGUGCCUCCUUCUGAGGGGACAGUGGCCUCACCAUGAGCAAGACCAUGGGGACAGGUGGUAUUGUUUGCGCGGUCAGGAGAUUUCAGAUCUGAAGGAGAACAACACUGAGAGUGAACUUGUUCCUUAAAAACUAAAGUAAAAUCUUUCUGGGGGGGGGGGGUUACUUUUCAGUAAAAGGAGCCACUUCCUGGAUCUUCUUCUGAACCCGUUUCCUCCACCAGGCAGCCCUCUUUGACCCUCUUUGAUUCUUGGAUCAGCCAGUCACUCGAUGGGGAGCAACGGCGGACCUCCUUUUUGUGUCACCUUCCCACCUCUCUGUAGCAAGAAAAAUAACUUCAGCACCUCUUCAAUAAUAAUGAUGAAACUGGUAUUAACUGAAUGGCAAUUAUGGAUUUUUAACUCUAAUUCACAGUAAACCAGCAAGCCAUAUGUUUAAAAUCCAACCAAAAAUCAUUUUGUUUUGCUGCGUGUCUCACCCGCUUGUGAGAAGUUGUGAGAUCUCGAUUUGUACAAAGAGGGAUAUAAGCAUUACUUGCCGGAGGAACACAACUGAAGCAGAGAGAGAAGGCGUCCUAAUUUAUCCUUAAAGAUUCCUGAUAGUAUUAUUUAUAUAGGUAGAGGAAAUAUAUAUACACACACACAUAUAUACACGUAUAUGUUUUUGGUGGUAAUGAGAAUGGCCCCGCAGAACGCCGACUCGGAAUCUCUGCAAGUUCAGGAGUUUCCUGUGCCCCUGCCGGAUCUGCAGAAGCCGGGAAGCGCGGAUACCCACGAUGAGACCAUCAGCGAGGGGUCCAUAGACCGGAUCCCCGUGCGCCUGUGGGUGAUGCACGGGGCCGUGAUGUUUGGCAGGGAGUUCUGUUACGCCAUGGAGACGGCGUUGGUCACGCCGAUCCUCUUGCAGAUUGGCCUUCCGGAGCAGUACUACAGCCUCACUUGGUUCCUGAGCCCCAUCCUCGGCCUCAUCUUCACGCCCAUCAUCGGCUCCGCCAGUGACCGCUGCACCCUGAGCUGGGGCCGCCGGCGGCCCUUCAUCCUCGCCCUGUGCGUCGGCGUGCUCUUCGGCGUGGCACUCUUCCUAAACGGCUCUGCCAUCGGUCUGUCCCUUGGCGAUGUCCCCAACCGGCAGCCCAUUGGCAUUGUCCUCACAGUGCUGGGGGUGGUCGUCCUGGAUUUCAGUGCCGACGCAACCGAGGGCCCCAUCCGGGCCUACCUGCUGGAUGUGGUGGACAGCGAGGAGCAGGACAUGGCCCUUAACAUCCACGCCUUCUCUGCUGUCUCAUUUCUGGAACAGGCCCCCUCCAACUCGACCUCCUGGCAGGCCUACAACGCUGGCGUGAAGAUGGGCUGCUGGGGCCUGGUGAUUUACGCGGCCACUGGUGCAAUUUGCUCAGCCCUGUUACAGAAGUACUUGGACAACUACGAUCUGAGCAUCAGGGUCAUCUACGUGCUGGGGACUCUGGGCUUCUCCAUCGGCACAGCCGUGAUGGCCAUGUUUGCCAACGUCUAUGUCGCCAUGAUCAUGAUCAGCACCAUGGGCAUAGUCUCCAUGAGCAUCUCCUACUGCCCCUACGCCCUGCUCGGGCAGUACCAUGACAUCAAGGAGUAUGUGCACCACAGCCCCGGGAACUCCAGGCGCGGCUUUGGCAUAGACUGCGCAAUCCUCUCCUGCCAAGUGUACAUCUCCCAGAUCCUGGUGGCGUCCGCCCUCGGGGGCGUGGUGGACGCCGUUGGGAGCGUGCGUGUCAUUCCCGUGGUGGCCUCCGUGGGCUCUUUCUUGGGCUUCCUGACAGCCACGUUCCUGGUGAUCUACCCGGAGGUGUCUGAGGAGGCCAAGGAGGAGCAGAAAGGCCUGUCGCGCCAGCCGUCAGGUGACGGCGGGGACGGCGGCCAGAAGCCCACUGUGCUGACGCUCUCCCGGAAGCAGGGCCCGCAGGGGCUGGUGGAGACGGAGUCCGUGGCGUCGGGACUUUCUGUCAGAUCUCACGUUUUGUUGGUGCUGCAGUUAUUGGAGAGUAUUUUUCUUCAUCAUCGUUUUAGAAAACCAUUUUUUUUCUUUCAAAACUGGUUUCCUUAGACGAAACAGCGUUUCUUCUUUUCCUCAGAGAUUCUGACAGAUGGCGCGAGUAGCAGGCCUGCCUCUGGGCAGUGGGAGGCGGCAGCCGCCCCCCACCCCCACCCCCACCCCCGGGGAGGCAGGGCCCCAGGGACCCCGUGGGUGGGAGAGGGUGAUCGGAGGGUGACCUGCGGGGACGGCGGGCUGGGAUGGGCACCCGCGGCGGGCAGCGUUCCAACUUAGCAGAUGGGCCCCCUGGUAGGCGGGCGCGCAUGUCCAUGCCCGGACCCCUGAGAGGUGGUGGACUCUUUCAUUGCACUUUGACUCGUGUUUAAACCAUUUGUUGGGGAAAUCAUGAGGGCAGAGCUCCAGGCGUGGCCUUGCCCCCUGGGUCCUGCCGCCAGGCCUACCUCGGGUGUGUGGGGCGCUGCCCCGGCGCGUGUGAACUCCUCAUGCUGGGACUCCUCUGACCUCUUCUGACCUCUUCGCCUGCUCCCCCCGCUGAUGCUGGGACUGGAGCAGUGGCAAAGUGAAGCAAGUGUCUGGGCCCGAAGGAAGGUCCACUCCCCCAGAGGACUCUGGCGGUGUUUUCUGCUUUCAGCGUCUAAGCCAAACCUGGACUUUGGGGAAAGUACAGUCACAAAAUGCUGCAGCUACUUGGGAAUGCUUUCCAAACCACAGUCUCUUUAUAACUGAGGAGUUUCUGCUUUUCUUACUUGGAAUGGUCAGUCUAAGCUUCCUGGUGUCACCUGGACACAGACGACGGUAAUACUUCGCUGCCUCAAGUUGUUUUUUAAAUAAAGAACUUUAGGAUGCAUGAACAAUCAUGCUGCAAUAUGAUCAUUCUAAAGCAAAUAUAUAUACAUACAUAUAUAUAUAUUUCAAGAUGAGACUAAGCAGUUUUUAAAUAAAUUACUUGAAUUUUCUGUGUAUUC